AUGCCUUGGCAUCCCGACGUCUUCGCGGCCGAUGUUGCUUCGAGUUCCCAGGUAACCCUGAACAAGUUCGAUCUUUGGACAUUGGUGUUGCGCGGAGCAAGUCCUGCGGCGGCUAUUUACACCGACAAUCUGAUACUACCCACCUACGUCGCCGCCGCGUCAGCUGCGCUUCUCAUACUUCAUAUUCUGCUCAUAUGGAAGCCGGUGAAACGCUUCAUUUUGCGAUUGCGGAAGAAAAAGACAUCUCCCAACAAUACUCUAGAUCCCCAGCCAACGAACCAAUCUCUUGGCCUCCUCGCCGAAGUCAGAGAACAUGUCGCUUUACAUGGCGGGCCCACCAUAUUUUUCUACAUGAUAUUCAGACUUCUUGCUUCUCUAGCUCUAUUGAGCCUUUCUGCUACGUCUCUGGUGCUGGAUGAACGAGGCAGGUCCCAUGAAAAUCUCGGUCUCUAUGGAAAAUGGGGCAAAAAACACAAGGGCAAGAAAGAACACUCGCGCGCUUUCAUGAACGAGGAAUGGUUAGAAGCUUCUUUAUGCUUGACAUUCUUAUACACAUCAUUCCUUGCUCUCGUUGCAGUAACGUCAAAACCAAGGUGUAGCCGAGUUGUCGCAAGACAUUUCAAUGUCGUGCUUCUUGUAACCUUCGGAGUCUACUUUUAUCGCGACCUCUUUCCUUUAUUGACGUAUACUUUGUCAAUGCAAGAUCCAAAAAGCUGUAUCUUGUGGGCAAAGAUCGCCCUUCUUGGUGUCACCGCUGUUCUUGUACCGCUCGUCAUCCCCCGUGCAUACAUCCCUGUCGAUGCUAAGAAUCCAAUGCCGCUACCAAGCCCGGAACAAACAGCUCCUCUAAUAUCGUUGAUGCUCCACAGCUACCUCGAUCCGUUGGUCUUGAAGGCGUAUCGGAUUCCUCAUCUACCAUUUGAUCAGCUUCCACCCCUUUCCGAUUACGACACCUCUCAAGUCCUGAAAGCUCGAAGUUUCCCGCAUCUAGAUGUAUUCUCCGGAGCUAAAAAACGCCACAUCUUCUUCGGUUUGAUGCGUGUGUUCCGGUGGGAUUAUACCGUCUUGGCUCUUAUGAUUUUGGUCCACGUUUGUGGUACAUUUGCCGGUCCCAUUGGUAUCAACAGAUUACUUCACUACAUUGAACACCGAGAUGACGGAGAGGCUUUUGUCCGUCCCAUUGUCUGGAUAUUAUGGUUAUUCUUUGGGCCAGUGAUUGCCUCAAUUGCCAUUCAGUGGUAUAUUUUUAUCGCAACGAGGAUCAUGGUACGAGCCGAGGCCAUCAUGACCCAACUGGUAUUUGAGCAUUCGCUUCGUAUCCGCGUGAAGGCUUCGACGGCAGAUAGUCCUGGCAAAAGCACUGCCCCCACCCUUGAUGAUAAGUCCAUCUCAGAAGACGCACCCUCUACGGAGUCGAGCGAGAGCGCCACCCUACAUGGAACUCCUGAUGUUGUUUCUACCGACUCUAGAGACGAAAAUUUCGAUGCUAACACAGCAAAUCAAGCACCCUCUUCAUCGAACGAAGGAGCACAGGAGGCUACAUCAGGGCAAGACGCUCCGGCAGCGCAGUCAGAUACAAACAACCUAGUGGGCAAGAUCAAUAACUUGGUUACGACAGACUUGGGAAACAUUAUAGACGCGCGAGAUUUCCUUCUUAUCGGUGUCUAUGUGCCUGUGCAGAUCACGCUUUGCAUCUGCUUCCUCUAUAUAGUCUUAGGCUGGAGGCAUGAAUCUUUCCUUGUGCUUUUCAUGCUCCCAAUUCCUGGUUUUGUCGCCAAGUUUACUCAAAUUGUCCAAGAGCAACGUCUGAAGAAAACAGAUGGGAGAGUGCAAACGGUCACCGAAACCAUGAACGUGCUUCGCAUGAUCAAACUCUUUGGAUGGGAGAAGAAAAUGGAUGACAAGAUCGCUGAGAAGCGAGAUGAAGAGCUGAUUUGGAUCAAAAGGCGUAAGAUGUUGGAUCUGCUGAACGGGACCAUCAACUUCGUGAUACCAGUUAUCACAAUGAUCCUCACGUUCGCUUUCUAUGUUCGUACUUUCUUCAAGCUGACCGCCUCGAAAGUAUUCUCCAGCAUGUCAGUAUUUGACAUGUUGAGAGAUCAGCUUCACAUGGUUUUCAAUUCCAUCACAGACACCAUUACCGGUAAAGUUUCCCUUGACCGUAUGACGGACUUCCUUCGGAAUACGGAACUUCUCGAUUCCUUCACGGAGAAAGAUGCUGCCAUAAAUUUGCUUGCUGCAGACAAUCAUGACGUAGACUCCUCGCAAAUUGGCUUCCGGAAUGCCUCAUUUGUCUGGUCUAACGAUGUCGAUGGGUCCCUCACGCCGUCGAAGAGGAAGUUCAUGCUCAAGAUCGAAGAUGAUCUGAUAUUCCAACGUGGUCGCAUAAAUCUGGUUGUCGGACCUACGGGUUCAGGAAAGACGUCGUUGCUUAUGGCUUUAUUGGGCGAGAUGCACUUUAUUCCAGCUUCACCUGAUGCAUGGUUCAACCUUCCCCGGGAUGGAGGCGUUGCAUACGCUGCACAAGAAUCGUGGGUUCAAAAUGAGACUAUCAAAGCCAACAUUCUCUUUGGAUCACCCUAUGACGAAGCAAGAUACAAGAAAGUCAUCUAUCAGUGCGGGCUUGAACGGGACAUUUCUCUGUUCGAGGCAGGCGAUCAAGCAGAGGUGGGCGAGAAAGGCUUGACUCUAAGUGGAGGUCAAAAAGCCCGUGUCACUCUUGCGCGCGCCAUUUACUCUCAGGCACAAAUCAUAUUGUUGGACGAUGUUCUGGCGGCUCUCGAUGUCCAUACUGCCAAAUGGAUAGUAGACAAGUGCUUCACGGGUGAUUUAAUGAAAGGCCGAACGAUCAUACUAGUGACCCACAAUGUUGCCAUGGCCCGCCCGAUAGCCAAUUUUGUUGUUUCCAUCAAAAACGGCAGAAUUGCAAGUCAAGGGUCUAUAAGCGACGCCCUGGUACACGAUGCAUUGCUAGUAGACGAAACAGAUCAAGCUCAGAAAGCAAUGGACAAAGUAGAAGAAGAGAUAGAUUCUCAGCUUCCCCCCGAAGAAAAGAAGUCCGACGGAAAAUUAAUAGUUGCCGAGGAAAUUGAAGAGGGACAUAUUGGUCUACCUGCGCUUAAAUUCUUCUUUUCCUCUCUUGGCGGCGGCCAUGUCUGGCUUUUCUUCGCGUCUUUCAUUGGUGGACUCGCUAUCACAGAGAUAUUGAACACGGUACAGACCUGGUGGUUGGGACAUUGGGCCUCACAAUACAACGAUCGUGAAAUGUAUCAAGUCCCUGUAUUUUUCUACAUAAGCAUCUACAGUUCUUUUACUCUCGUCGCAGCAUCAGUUUAUGCUGCUGCAUUCAUGUUCUUUGUCAUCGCUUCCCUACGAGCAUCUAAAACAAUUCACAGGCAGCUCAUUCAGUCGGUUUUAGGAACAACCUUAAGGUGGCUGGACACAACUCCUACUUCGCGAGUCAUCACUAGGUGCACUCAAGAUAUCAGAGCACUUGACGGGCCAAUUACAAUGUGGUUUAUGUAUGUGGUGGAGAUAUCGGUGACCAUGGUCGUCAAAUUUGUGGCCGUUGUCAUUGUGACUCCACUUUUCUUAUUCCCGUCAGUAAUUGUUGCGCUCGCUGGGGCUUGGUGCGGUCAGAUGUACAUCAAGGCGCAACUAUCAGUCAAGCGUGAGAUGUCGAACGCCAAGUCGCCGGUUCUCUCGCAUUUUGGUGCAGCAAUAGCUGGGUUAACAUCUAUACGAGCAUAUGGAGUUCAAGAAGCUUUCGCACAGGAAUCUUUGUCUCGAAUCAACCGUUAUACGCGAACUGCACGAACAUUCUACAACCUCAAUCGCUGGGUAUGCAUUCGGAUUGACGCGCUCGGAGGUCUUUUUGCAGCGGCCCUUGCACUAUAUCUAGUGUAUUUCCAGGACCGCACUGCUUCAACCACUGGUUUCUCUUUGAACAUGGCUAUCGGUUUCAGUGGCUUGAUCCUUUGGUGGGUAAGGACACUGAACGAAUUUGAAGUUCAAGGGAACAGUUUGGAACGAAUCCAAGGUUAUGUGAAUAUAGAGCAAGAGCCCAAGUCCACUGCAGGAGGUGCCCCUCCUGCUUACUGGCCGACGUCCGGAGAACUAGUUGUUGAAAAUCUAACAGCUAGGUAUUCUCCAGACGGUCCCGCAGUGCUCCAUAAUAUCUCGUUUACCAUCAAUUCUGGUGAAAGGAUCGGUGUUGUCGGUAGGACAGGAAGCGGGAAGAGCUCCUUGACUUUAUCGCUCCUUAGAUGCAUCUAUACCGACGGGAACAUCUAUUAUGAUGGGUUACCUACCUCAUCAGUCAAUCUUGAUGCAUUGCGUUCGAGCAUAACUAUUAUUCCGCAAAUGCCCGAGCUUUUAAGCGGAACGCUAAGACAGAAUUUGGAUCCUUUCGAUCAAUACGAUGAUGCGACUUUGAACGACGCCCUGAAAGCAUCGGGUUUGUUCUCGCUGCAGGACGACGACCACGGGGGUGCGCUAAACCUUGACAGCAAUAUUUCAAGCGGCGGUAGUAACCUCUCUGUCGGACAACGCCAAAUCAUUGCUCUUGCGCGGGCAAUCGUCCGGGGCAGCAAGCUCCUGAUUCUUGAUGAAGCAACAUCUGCCAUAGAUUACAAAACAGAUACUGUGAUCCAGUCUUCCCUUAGGAACGAGCUCAAGGGUGAUGUUACACUAAUCACUGUUGCCCAUCGACUUCAAACAAUCAUGGAUGCUGACAGAAUUCUCGUCCUCGAUGCUGGUAACAUUGUCGAAUACGACAGCCCCUCUGCAUUAUUGAAGGAGAAUGGGCGUCUACGAGCAAUGGUAAAUGAGUCGAACGACAGAGAAACGCUGUAUGCCAUGGCAGAAGGCAAAAAGAGUACGCUUUGA
Molecule: messenger RNA, 4887 nt
Organism: Desarmillaria tabescens
Lineage: Eukaryota; Fungi; Basidiomycota; Agaricomycetes; Agaricales; Physalacriaceae
Exons: 32
Coding region: 1-4887 (1628 amino acids)
Biological process (GO): transmembrane transport
Cellular component (GO): membrane
Molecular function (GO): ATP hydrolysis activity; ATP binding; ABC-type transporter activity
Source: RefSeq, a predicted model, not a curated record